This is a messenger RNA of Corylus avellana, 366 nucleotides long. Lineage: Eukaryota; Viridiplantae; Streptophyta; Magnoliopsida; Fagales; Betulaceae. The record is from RefSeq and is a predicted model, not a curated record.
CAACUUCAUUGCUCCCCAAAAAUGGCUAUCAAGAGAUCAAACAAACUGCCUCAAGCAGCCAUGCUUGAGCAAAUUCUCAAGAGGUGCUCAAGCUUAGGGAAGAAACGGCAGAGCUAUGAUGAACAAGGCCUUCCUUUGGACGUCCCAAAGGGUCAUUUUGUUGUAUAUGUUGGAGAAAAUAGAAGCAGAUACAUUGUCCCAAUCUCUUACUUGACUCGUCUUGAGUUCCAAAUCCUUGUCCAGCAUGCUGAUGAAGAAUUUGGCUUAAGCCACGACAUGGGUCUCACAAUCCCUUGCGAAAAAGUUUUUCAGUCUCUAACAUCCAUGCUCAGAUGAAGUUUUUCAGUCUCUAACAUCAGGCACCGG